Molecule: messenger RNA, 1731 nt
Organism: Drosophila innubila
Lineage: Eukaryota; Metazoa; Arthropoda; Insecta; Diptera; Drosophilidae
Product: Golgi resident protein GCP60
Exons: 4
Coding region: 98-1555 (485 amino acids)
Cellular component (GO): Golgi membrane
Molecular function (GO): fatty-acyl-CoA binding
Source: RefSeq, a predicted model, not a curated record
CACGCAUACAGCAAGAUUUUAUUAUUUAUUUUUGUUUGGUGCUGUGUUAAGAUUUUUAUAACGCCAAUUAAGAAUAAUUUCGUAAAAAGUUAAAGGGAUGGAAAACAACAGUCCGACGACAGCUUUGGAGAAAUGGGGAUUUCCAUUGCAGGAGCUGUAUCGUCUAGCAUUUACAUUCUACAAACAAAACUCUGGCAAGGCGAUACAUUUGUCAUACGAGGAUAAUUUGAAGUUAAUAGCGUUCAAGCAACAGGCUUCAUUGGGAGCCUUCAAUACAAAUCAUGCGCCGGCUUUGGGAGUGCUCGAUGUCAUUGGUCGCGACAGGCAACAACACUGGCAACUCUUGGGAGACAUGACCAGGGAGCAGGCAAUGGAGGGAUUUAUCGAUCUGCUCGAUACCAUGUGCAGUGCAUUUCGGCCGUAUAUUGAGGCCGUUAGACAGAAUCGCGAUGACACUUUGAAGUCGGAGCUGCGACGAAUGGAACUCGAAAAGGAGACGCGAUUGAAGCGGGAGAGGGAACAGCAGGAGCUGCUGGAGGAGGGUUACAAGGAGGAGAUGCAACGACGACAGCUGCAGGAUGCGCUUAACAAGCAAACAUAUCAGCAGUUUAAGCUGUACGCGGAGAAGCAGUUUCCGGGAAAUCCGGAACAGCAGGCGGUGCUAAUCCAUCAAUUGCAGCGGGAACAUUAUCAUCAGUAUAUGCAGCAGUUGCAUUUGCAGAAUCAGAAUCAGAGCGACACAAAAGACAAGGAUCCGGAGAAUAUGCCACCACAGGAGCAGAAGGAACUGGAUAAGGGAAAGGAGCAAAGCAACAAUAACAAUGGCAGCCUGGAACUGGCCAAUGCCAUCGAGGGACUUCAACUGCAUAGUAAAUUCCAGACACGGGAACAGUGGGAAGGGGAACAGCAGGAACAGCGGGAGCAGGAGCAGCUCCAUGAUCUGGAAUCGGUGGCUGGGGCAGAGGGAGCAGGGGGAGGGGGCAGCAGUGAGGAUUAUGAUGAUUAUGUGAUGAUACGGCCGGCCAAGAUCUGGACGCGUCCGGAUAUUCAACAGUUCAAGACUGAAGUUUCCGCUGGCGAUGGAGACGGCGUCAUUACCAUUGGACACGGCGAUACGGUAACGGUGCGUGUGCCGACAAAUCUGAAUGGAAAGUGCAUUUUCUGGGAAUUUGCUACGGAUAAUUAUGACAUUGGUUUCGGCAUUUACUUCGAAUGGGCCAAACCCGUGACUAAUGAGGUGACUGUUCAUGUUAGCGACAGCGAUGAGGAUGAGGAUUGUGUGGAUGAGGAUUAUCUAUCCACCACCGAGGAUUUGGAGUCGGGCUCUCUAUCGCAGGAUCGCAAUACAUUGGCGGCACAAAGUGCGGCUGCUGCUGCCGCCUCAAAGGCGCCAAUCUCAAUAAUUGUGCCAAUCUAUCGGCGUGAAUGCUACAACGAGGUCUAUGUCGGAUCCCAUUCCUAUCCCGGCGAAGGUGUCUAUUUGCUGAAAUUUGACAAUAGCUAUAGCAUUUGGCGUUCCAAAACGCUCUAUUAUCGCGUCUAUUACGAGCGAUAAACGAUUAACGAUAAUAACGGCCAAAAAUCCAGUAUCCAGUUCUCAGUUCCCUACUGGGUAAUUCUAUCUCAUUGGGUCCUACUGGGUCUACUUACUACCACACAGAGAGAGAGAGUGUAGGUGUUUAGCGGGAUGUGUGCAAUUUUAUUAAUUGCACUUUUUCUCAUGAUUAAAUC